AUGCCCGACAACAAGCAAAAGGCCACCCGUGCGACGCCGCUAGACGCACUCGCUCUUCCGCAUGUCGUCGAGGCCAUCGCCACGAGCUGUGGCAACCACCAGGACCUUGAGAGCUUCCUCGUAGCGGUGCCUCCAUCUCUCUGGACGCCGGCGCUCACGGCAUUUCUCGACUGCAAGACGGUCAUGCCAUCCUCGGUCCGCGCCAACUGGCCGCACAUUGAGCUGCACGACAUAGACUUGCCGCCUUCAGUCUUGGCGCGGCUUGCGGCGACGCUGCCGCUGCAUCCGCGCAUGGAGCUAUUGUACCCGGUCGGCGACGCAGCGCCACUGGCCCGGCUCAUCGACGUCCUUGGACCUGCGCUCAGUGGGGUCGAGCUUUGUAUUUUGAGCGACCGCACGAUCGAUGGCCGAGGCAAAGCCAUCAGCAACCUUCUCUUGCAGCGCUGCCCGCGUCUGCGCCACGUGUCGAUCUUCGUGGGAUCCAGCCCGACGACCGACAUGAUUGAGCUCAACGACCUGCUUGCAGUCGUCGCCCACCCGCAUGUCCACGACUUGUAUAUCAACCUGCAGCGGGCAACCGGUGCGCCGCGACUGGGCCAUCACUUGGCUUCUUGGCUCUCGACGGCGCCGGCGACGAAGCUCAACAUGUCCAAUGUCUCGGCAAUGGACGCCGAUGGCGUAAUUGCGUUCUGCAAUGCGCUACAAACCAACUCAACCCUUCAAGAGCUUGUAGUCAGCAACGUCCCGAGUCUCGGCGGCUUCCACGGUCGCACGCUUCCAGUGUCCUUGGAGACCUUGACAUGGGGUGUGUGCUACAGAGUUGUCGACCAAACAGUGACCGACCUCGCGACCGCCGUCGGGCCCACGCGCCUCAAGCGCCUCGACUGCAGCGUCUUUGGUCGGCUGGCAAAAUACCGGGCCGCGGCGCCAAUGCUUGAACGACUCCAGUGCCUCAUGGUCUCCGAGUUGAACGCUGACGAAAUGGGGGCUUUGAUAGCGGGCUUACCGGCGGCCCCAGCGCUAACGACUCUCUCGCUCCACGAUUGCAUCCUCUCUUUGUCGGCCGAGCUGCUCAUGGAGACGCUCGCGACGAAGUGUGUACGUCUCGGGGCGCUGGUUGUCAUCGAUAGGCAUUUGACGUCCAAUGGGUUUACAGCCGUGCUGUCUGGCGUGGUGCGACUACCAUACUUGACGUCGCUGAUCCUACCCAUGCGUCUUUCCGAUGUGUUGAACCUGUUUCCUGCGCUCGCUGCCGCGGGUCGCCACCUCCACUACCUCGACUUGAGCAUCUUGCGACGACCCGAGGGCGACUUGGAGAGGCGCGCGAUCUACCAGGCGCUGACGCAAGCCCACGAUGUCCCCUUUGUGCUUCAGAGUAUGCCAAAGGACAUGGACAACUUUGUUGCCGACGCGCUCAGUCCAUGCGCCGAUCGUUGUCACCAGUGCGACUUGAUUCUCUAA
This is a messenger RNA of Saprolegnia diclina VS20, 1461 nucleotides long. RefSeq lists its product as hypothetical. The coding region runs from base 1 to 1461 and encodes 486 amino acids. The record is from RefSeq and is a predicted model, not a curated record. NCBI's taxonomy places the organism in Eukaryota, Oomycota, Saprolegniomycetes, Saprolegniales, Saprolegniaceae. The transcript has a single exon.